UAAAAAUCAGAGAUCCCACCAGUUUCCACUUGCUGACACUGAGACUUCCUAGUUGUAGACAAAAUGGCUUUUCAUUCUGUAUUUCUCGUUUUCUUAGCUGGCCUGGCAUUUUUCUCCGAAGCUGCACCACCGGAUUCUGCUGACUCCAAGCAUCCUCUUUUUAUAAAAAUUCUGGAUUCAGUCCGAGGAAGUCCAGCUCCAAAUGUUCCAGUUAAGUUAUAUAAAGAAGCUGCAGAUGGAUCUUGGGAACUGUUAAACUCAAAACAAACUGAUGACAACGGCGGGCUCCAUGAACUCACUACUAAGGAACAAUUUGUAGCAGGGCUGUACAAGAUUGAGCUUGGCACAGCCUCUUAUUGGAAGAGUCUGGGCUUAAAUCCCUUCCACCACCAUGCUGAUAUGGUGUUCACGGCUAAUGAUGGUAGUUAUCGACAUUACUCCAUUGUUGUUCUCCUCAGUCCCUUUUCUUACUCAACUACAGCAGUAGUCAGUGAACCAGUGGAAUAAAAGCUAAUAUUAAGGAUGACAAUUUAGAUGUGUAAAUUAAAGCUUCCAUCAAUGGUAAGAACUUAGUUUCUGACUGUAUCAACAGCUUUAGAUUACAUAGUAAAUCACUAAUAGUAACUUGUUUAUUCACUUUGUUAAUUUUAGGAAAAAUAUGUAUUAACUUUGUUUUCAAAUACUCUUCUGAAUAAAAGUAUUCUUUAUUUCUGUAUUCUGUAAGUAUUGUUCUUCUGAAUAAAAACUUAGGGUUUGAAAAAACACAUUAAGCUUAAAAAAAAAAAAAAAAAAAAAAAAAAGCCUUGAAACUCCAUUACUGGAAUUCUGAGAAUAAAUCAAAGUCUUCCAUGAAGUUAAUAAACUAUACUCCUUCUUGCAAAGGAAGAGAACAAAACACAUCUGAAAGGUGUCUCAUGAAAAGUAAGCCCACAGGAAAUGGAAUCCACCAUCUAUCAUCAUCUACACUUUAUUACUGAAGCCCACAACAGAUGAAGUUGUGUGGGACUGCUACCAAGGAUGCCACAUAAUCACCAGAUUCUGAUUUUUAAGAUACAGAAGCAAAAGCAGCUUAAAAGAGACAGCAAGGUAGAAUAGCAUUUAAGGAUGCUACACAUACUUAAAAUGCCUUCUUCCCUGCUUUCCAAUAUAUUGUAGCUGGCGACUCUUUCAAGAAGAGUCCAUAUCCAGUCCUGCAGAAAAGUAUACACAUCAAACAUACUUAACAAGUUUAUUCAUGUAUUUUCAUAAAAUUGUGCAAAUACCUUUGUCCCCAGAUGAAGCACUCCCAAAAAUACCUUGCAUACCUCUAACCAUCAGACACUUUUGUAAUAGCAAUAAGAUACAAAGAAAAAUAAGGACAACUGAUGAUUCCUGAGAAAACCAGCUCCCUAUUUAAUGCUAGGAGAAAUAGGGAUAAAUCCUUCUAUUUCCCAUUUUUGUAAUCCAUAUAAAAGGAAGAUUGUUCCUGAACUGAAAUACUUAGAGAGCCAUUAGGAGGUUCAACAGACUCACCACCCUGUCUUGGAAAAGCAUGCUAAGACAUGGAGUCAUUUGUCCUAAUAAAACCAGAAGCUGAAAGCAUAAAUACCAAUAAAGGGAAAACAAUUUGUUAGCCUAUGGUUUGAUCCCAUCACUGCCUAACCUGAUGUAUCUGCUGGCCAAGUGACCCUUUUGUUGUUACUUCAAGGAACUGAGCACUAGAAGAAUGAGUUCUUUGACUAUAAACAAAACUCAAAGAAGAUACAUUCUCCACAGAACCUCAGAAUAAACGAGCCAACGCAAUCUUUAGAACAUUAUAUUUCAUAAAAGACAAUGAUAAAAAAGUACAAACAUUUGCAUGAACAACAAAAAACCAAAACGAUGAUAGUACACAGGAAAUUCCCAGCAUUAGUUUCAGUGCAUUUUUCAUUAAGCCUAUCUUACAUACCUCUAAAAAUAAAAUAAUCUUAAGUACACUUCCUCUUGCUGAUAUGCAAUGGAUCCUUUCAAUAUUUUUAAAUAACUGGCUCAUUAGUUACCCACUACAACAUAGUCAUUAGUAAACAUAAUGAUAGAAAAAUAGACUGGCAAGAUCCAAGAAAAAGGACAUUUUGCACUUGCUUUUCAAUAUACUGUCUAUUGAAAAAUGGAUUUUAUAUUAUAUAUUCUCCUUUAAUUUGAAACACAGCAAAUGGGCUGAAGAGUACCGUAGCAUAUCAACCAGAUUCCACUGUUAAUAUUUCUGUAACAUUUUUACUUGUUAAUUUGCAAGACCUUCAGGAUCUUGUAAAAUACUCUCUUCUCCCUCCAUGCUCACUCCUUGAAGGGAAGACAUCCUUAAUUUGCCUUGAAAGCAAUGCAAAAGCCAAUGUGAUUGGCUUCUCUCUACAUUUUACAAGAAUCAUGAAAAUAUCAAAAGGAAUGUGCACAACUCAUAGUUCUGCAUCACAUUUAUUUUGUUUGAAGGCACUGUCUAUAUUAAAAUUUACUGCAGAAUAGUACUGAGUUCAAGCAGGUAGUAUACAAACACAAUUUUGAUGUAAUUUAAGAUGGCAACUUUUAAAAGUUCCCAGCAAAGUGAUAAAAGGUAUUUAGAGAAGAACGCUGGUUAACAAUUCAUAAUUUAACAUCUAUCACUUUGGGGCAUCAAACUAGAAAUGUUUUACGAACUCAGUUAUAUGUCAUAAUCCAUUCACAUACUGGUUUAAAUCACAUUUUUUCAAAACCAUACAUGAUUAAUCACUUGGAGCUGUAAAGUUAUAUUAGCUCAGCCACAGCAUAUGUGUAAUAUAGUAUGCAUAUAUGUGUGUAUAUAUACAUAUAUAUGCAUUAGAAUUUUUAAAGAUCGCACAGUAAUUUCACAGAAUGACUAACAAAUGGGCACAAAAGCAUGCUUCAGAAAACAGUACAGACCUACAGUACGAAAGGAUGUUUCUUAAUCAUACGUGUUAAAUUGUAGGUGAACUUGUACUGAAAACCAGAAAUCACUUCAAAAUUACAUUAGGGAUUUAAAAAUUUAUUCAACAGUUCUUAAAGAAUUAUAGUAAGUCUGUUAUGGAGUAAGACUAGUUUUAUUUUGAACAUAUAAUUGUUCAUACAGUGUAUUAUCUCCCCUUUAUCUAUAUGCUUCAGAAUAUUCUAUACACUCAGUUAUAGAAAAAUGUAUGAAGAGGUGAUCAAACCACUUAAGCAUGCUUUUUAAGGAUGUUUUGUCCACUUUAUGCUCUUUGUUAUUUUUAUUGCAUUACAUCAUUCCUAAAGCAUAUUAGAUUAACUGGUAGAUUUCAAGGUAAUUCCAAUAUGGUUUAAAUUAUUCUCAACUACUUAAAUCAUUAUAUUUCUACUAAAUAUUUGGGAUGCCUACAACUAAGCUCAUAACUUUACUGAGGAAUUGCUAAGGGCAAAAUUUUCUGCUGGGAUGUCAAAGAAAUAAAAGGUGUUUAUGGCAAACAAACUCAAAUAUACAAAGCACCACACCAUCUGUGGUAGCAAUUCAGAAAACCAACACAGAGUAAGGAGUUAAAGUUAGCAUUCUUUGUCAACACUCUUACAGAACACUCUAUGGAUAAACAAUUCUUAUUAUAUACUGCUUUCCAUUCUUCAUGGGAGCAGAAGUCAGUCUUUGGUUCCUAAAGAGUUGAGUAACUAUGACAAACAGAACAGCUUAGUAGAACUUGGUCAAUAUCUUUGCGUUAACAUAGAAAAUAAAUGAUCUGGUCCUUUUCCUUAGUAUUAACAAGGGAUGUAAAAAAAUAUUGGAAAAAGAUAAUAAUGCUUAGCAGUGGGAUAUUUUUAGGUAGCAUAACAUUACAAGUGAACAGAAAAUAAGAAGAUAUGUUUUUCAUUAUAAGCCAAGGAAAGGGGCUAGUUAUGCAUACACCACCACAAAAAUAGAGAAACAGAAAGGACCAAUCCUUAGUUGGACUGUGCAACCUCAAUCUCAUUGAAAGUCAUUGACUUGAGGAUACUCAGUGCAUCAUAGGAGCACUCAGCACUCUACCAGAACAGGCCCUUAAAUAGCUAUAUUGAUUAAUACAUUAUGAGUGGAAUUUUAAAAAGCACUUUGAAUUGGCCAGCUUUCGGUUCCGCUUAUGUCAUCAUCAUCAUCAGCGGAGCAGUUUGACCAACACCGUGGUUCUGAAAAUCCCACAAUACAAGCAUUAGAACUAUUAGAACUAUGUUUUAUUAUUUUCUUAAAAAUCUAACUUUAAUAUUCUUCCAAUGAAGACACAUUUUUGGCUCUUCUGAUUUUGGAGGAAUAAAAGUGCUGUUUACUAAGUUUUUUUAAAAAAAGAACAAUACCAAAAUACUAUACGCACCCAGACACACUGUUUUAGGCAUUAAAAUCCCUGACAUUGACACUAGUGGCACACUUGGAAACAGUUCCUGUAGAUCAUAAUACGCAACAACUGCAAGAUUUUAUGUAAUACACAUGCAAUAUGCAUAUAAAUAGGAUUUAGAUGGCAGGCAGGGUAUCAUACAAUUUUGCUGGCAAUAAAUAAAAUUAAAAGCUUUCUUUCUAGCAAGUUCAUAUAUGAAAUUGAUUUUUCUAUACAGAUAUGCAGGAGGCCUAGAGCUCAAAACUAGUAUAACAGUUUACAGUCAUAGCUGGCCAACAAUUAAUAUUUCCUUCAUUUCACAUAAGGUAUAACCUUUUUUUAAGCAUACUUACAUUUUACACUUGUUCUUUCAUGCUAAUAAAAACAUUCCUAUAGAAUUCAAACAAGAACACACUCAAAUACAUACUGAAACAUAAAAUAUUGAGCAAUUUAAGACCAAUGUACACACAUUAAUUUACAUCACAUAUUUACAAAACACAUUUUAAAAAGAAACAAAAGCAUUCAUUUAAAUAUGGGGGAGGGAGGAGGCAGUUUAGUAUAAAAAAAAUUCCUGGAAGAGGCCUCUGUCCCUGCUUCCAGAGGAGCUACAAGUCUGUUUUCUGCAGUUUAUUUAGUUGAGUGGUUAUGAUAGAGAAUAUGAAGAAUGAAGGCUUGAACAGUAGUCUCAUGCUGUAAACAUCUGAGUGGUAGCUGCUGAGUUUUCUUUCAGAAUAAAAUGCGUGGUACAUACAAUCACUUUACUUCUCAUUGCUAAUAUGCAUCAUCAAAUGGUCAAAAAUCUCUAAUUCUAAGAUGCUGCUUGUUGGUUUUGUUUUGUUUUACAGUGUCUGUUAGUAGCUUCCAGUGUUAGAAGUUUAUUCUGGUAGGGUAGCUUGUCAUUCCACUUUCAUCAAUAGUCUCUAACAGGAGCAAGUUCUGGUAUGAGAUUAACAGUUAUAUUUUUAUACAAUCUACUGACAAGUAUUUUAGGAGUAUAUAUUAAAUUGUUCAACCCAUCAA
Messenger RNA from Strigops habroptila (Kakapo), 5318 nucleotides. Its product is annotated as transthyretin-like. The record is from RefSeq and is a predicted model, not a curated record. Bases 64 to 507 code for a protein of 147 amino acids. Lineage: Eukaryota; Metazoa; Chordata; Aves; Psittaciformes; Psittacidae. The transcript is spliced from 4 exons. Gene Ontology annotation, molecular function: thyroid hormone binding. Gene Ontology annotation, biological process: purine nucleobase metabolic process.